UACUUGCUCUUCCAUUGCCUAUCAAUUAUAAUGCCUCAGAGAGAGGAGAUUGUAGGACCACCAAAUCGUCGUAGCAAACGGAAGACAGCUGUGUCUGGUAGCAACGAGGUUCAACAUGACAACUUCUUCGCAAAGGAAAUUCAGCGCCACAAGAUCAAUGAGAAUGUGUGUUUGGGCCAUGGUGACUUGUUGGCCAGCAUCACUGACUACAAGCAGGGGUCUAUCGAAUUGUUGGUCCAAUGGGAGGACUCGAACGGGACGUCUCUCAGGACUUGGGAGGUUGAAGAUAGGCUGGAGGACUCGCCUGCGUUGGAAGAGUAUUUUGUCCGUCUAGGCGGACGCGAAAGGUUGUUCAAAAAACAAGUCCGGCGAGGACUGCGCAGGAGGAAUAGCGACUCACCCCUGGUCCCAGCCCGGAGGUCUCCGCGAUCCAAGACCGCGGCUCUUGCCAAAUCGACUGAAUGGAGUCCUCCAGAACGCUCAUGAGAGCAAGAGAUUGCAUCCAUUGACGGUUGUGAAGUGGAGAGUGGCAGGCUUGCCGUCUAUGUCUCCUGGGAAACCGGCCAUAGGACGAGGCAUGACGCAUCAGUCUUGUACAAAAAUUGUCCCCAGAAGAUGCUCCGAUUUUACGAAAAGCAUAUCAAGAUCAUCGAGGAGUAACUUCGAUAUCAACCAAACUACAGAAGAGAACAGACGCGCGGUCGCAGGAUUACCUUGCUUGACCUAUGUCCAGCCUACUAUACUAGAAGUUGGAACUAUUUGCCUCGUUACGGCUUGUAGUGGUAGUUCCUCCGCACGGAUCGCAGAGGAUCUCAGAUCGGUAUGAGGACAAUGUUCUGCUCCUGUCAGACCCGCACGUCUGUGAUUGAGACGACUGGUAAUAGCCCACCUUGCGCAGUCGACCAGCCUGUCGCAUGAAGUGAUAGCAG
Emericellopsis atlantica is the source of this 929-nucleotide messenger RNA. RefSeq lists its product as uncharacterized. Lineage: Eukaryota; Fungi; Ascomycota; Sordariomycetes; Hypocreales; Bionectriaceae. Bases 31 to 486 code for a protein of 151 amino acids. The record is from RefSeq and is a predicted model, not a curated record. The transcript has 4 exons.